CUACGAUUUUGUCUUGCGGUGUUGUUAUUUUCGCUUUUACUCCCAAGGGGAUUCUGUCUGUGUCUUUGGGAAUCCACAGAUGCGGGGGCUGGGAACAAGGAGGGCCAACGGUAGAACUCAGUGGGGUGUGUCCAGGCUGCAAUUAACCUAAUGAACCUGCCGGGCACAGCAGUCCACCUGGCGUGGACCGUCCCGAUUGGCUGCGUUGGGCUGACGGAAUGAAUUCGUAUUGGGGCGGGGCUGCCCAAGGCCCAAGGGGGUCAGGGCUUGAGUCCUGGGUGGGCCCGGGGCUGGCUAUAUAAGGCCGGGCUCUGGCAGCCCAGCUGCAUUCCGCCUCGGACGGCGCAGCGCAGAGGUCACUCCAGGCUGCGGCUCCACAUCCCGAGGGACAGAAGCGGGCCUGCUCAGCUGUCUGCAAGGACCGGCGUUCCAGACCAAGUGGCCCGCUGCUCCGAGGACCCAGCUCGCUCCAGGUUGUGGGGACUCCACGCCCCGAGGCCUGCGGUCCGCGAGGACCAGCGCCCCGGAACCAGUGGCCCACUGCUCCGAGGACCGAGCUCGCGCCAGGCUGUGACUCCACAUCCCGAGGUCGCUGCCUGGCGACCGGGCAGCGAGGACCGGCCACCCCAGACUUCGUGUCCCGCCGCCCCGAGGACAGAGCCGCGAACGCGAGGACAGCGACGCCUGCACAGCUCUGCUGAGAUGGCGGCAGGCUCCACUACGCUGCGCGCAGUGCAGAAGCUGCAGGUGCGUCUGGCCACGAAGACGAACCCAAAAAAGCUGGAGAAAUAUUUGCAGAAACUCUCCGCCCUGCCCAUGACGGCAGACAUCCUGGCGGAGACUGGAAUCAGAAAGACGGUGAAGCGCCUGCGGAAGCACCAGCACGUGGGCGACUUUGCCAGAGACUUAGCGGCCCGGUGGAAGAAGCUGGUGCUUGUGGACCGAAACACCGGGCCUGACCCACAGGACGCUGAGGACAGCGCUUCCCGACAGCGCCUCGGGGAGGCUCUCCAGGACCAGGAAAAGGCCUGGGGCUUCCCAGAAAACGCGACGGCCCCCAGGAGCCCAUCUCACAGCCCUCAGCACGGACGGACAGCACGCAGAACACCUCCGGGACAACAGAGACCUCACCCGAGGUCUCCCAGUCGCGAGCCCAGAGCCGAGAGAAAGCGCCCCAGAACGGCCCCAGCUGAUUCCGGCCCCCGUCGGGACCCUCCAACGCGCACCGCUCCCCUCCCGACGCCCGAGGGCCCUGAGCCCGCUGUGCCCGGGAAGCAACCCGGAAGAGGCCACGCUCACGCCGCUCAGGGCGGGCCUCUGCCGGGUCCGGGCUGCCAGGGCCAACCUCAGGGGGAAGCGGUGGCGAGCCACAGCAAGGGGCGCAAAUCGUCCCGCUGGGCUUCGGCUCACAAAUCGCCUCCUGUCCAGGAAAGCCAGUCAGAGAGGCUGCAGGCGGCCGGCGCUGAUUCCGCCGGGCCGAAAACGGUGCCCAGCCUUCUCUUCGCAGAGCUCUGGGACCCCUCAGCGGCCUGGAUGCAGGCCAACUACGAUCUGCUGUCCGCUUUUGAGGCCAUGACCUCCCAGGCAGAGCCAGAAGCACUCUCCGCGCCAACGUUCCAGGAGGAAGCCGCUUUCCCUGGACGCAGAGUGAAUGCUAGGCUGCAGGUGUACUCGGGCUCCAGGCCUGCCUGCCAGCUCCAGGUGCUGACGCUGCGCCAGCAGUGCCUCCCGGUGCUUAGAAACAAUCCGGACGCCCUCGGCGACGUGGGAGGGGUCGCCUACUCGGUUCUUGAACCCGUUCCGGAAGGGUGGACGCCUGAUCAGCUGUAUCGCACAGAGAAAGACAACCACGCACUCGCUCGAGAGACAGAUGAAUUAUGGAGGAUUCAUUGUCUCCAGGACUUCAAGGGAGAAAAGCCGCGGGAGCACGAGUCUUGGCGGGAGCUGUACCUGCGGCUUCGCGACGCCCGAGAGCAGCGGCUGCGAGUAGUGACCACGAAAAUCCGAUCUGCACUUGAAAACAAACCCAGCGGCCGACAGACAAAGAUGAUCUGUUUCAACUCUGUGGCCAAGACGCCUUAUGAUGCUUCCAGGAGGGAAGAGAAGUCUGCAGGAGCCGCUGACCCCGGAAACGGGGAGAUCAAGCCAGCCCCCCAGCCCGCAGGAAGCAGCCAGGCUGCCUCCGGCCUCGGGGACGGCGGCGGCGGCGGCGGCGGCGGCGGCAGCAGCAGCAGCAGCAGCAGCAGCAGCAGCAACGUCCUUCACGGGCCCCCUGAGAAGCGGGCCAACCCCUGCCUGAGCAGCAGCAAUGAGCACGCGGCGCCCGCGGCCAAGACCCGGAAACAGGCUGCCAAGAAAGUGGCCCCGCUGAUGGCCAAGGCAGUUCGAGACUACAAGAGAAGAUUCUCCCGACGAUAAACUCAGGACUUGCCUUACACAUAAAAUCUGGGGGGAGGAGGACCAAUGCAAAGUCAACGCGGGUUGGGGAACGAAACUUCCAAUGGACACCAGGACCCUUGGCUGGGUGCAAAGUUGAGCCUCUGAAUUCUGCAGGUGUCAAGCGCUGGCCCUGUGAUUUUUGCCUCCCACACCCGGCCACUG
Messenger RNA from Pongo pygmaeus (Bornean orangutan), 2601 nucleotides. RefSeq names its product elongin-A3-like. Gene Ontology annotation, cellular component: elongin complex; nucleus. The record is from RefSeq and is a predicted model, not a curated record. The transcript has a single exon. NCBI's taxonomy places the organism in Eukaryota, Metazoa, Chordata, Mammalia, Primates, Hominidae. The coding region runs from base 703 to 2418 and encodes 571 amino acids. Gene Ontology annotation, biological process: transcription elongation by RNA polymerase II.